AUGUGUAAUGAUACAGUCUUGAGGGCGUCGGUGUCGCUCCCGCCCUGGAGCUCUAGGCCGGCAUCUCUCCGCGAGCCGCGGGUCAAGUGCCGGCGGCUAAGGGUGCGCGAGGAGCCGCCACCCGUUCCGCGUUGGCUCUGGCGUCGGGGUCGUUGUGUUGUGACAACUGCUCCGCGGACCCCACGCCAAGCAGCGACCCUGAGCCGACAGCCGGAGCGCCCGGCAACGGCCGCUUCGACGGCCUCGCACCGGCCCAUCAAGGGGAUCUUGAAGAACAAGAUCUCUACGACUUCCUCCAUGGUGGCGUCGGCCAAACAGCCCCGCGGGAGUGUGGACGAGGAGCUGAGCAAAAAAUUCCAGAAGUGGGAUGAAAUUAACAUCUUGGCGACGUAUCAUCCAGCAGACAAAGGCUAUGGUUUAAUGAAAAUAGAUGAACCAAGCACUCCUUACCAUAGUAUGAUGGGUGAUGAUGAACAAGCGUGUAGUGACACCGAGACCACUGAAGCCAUGGCGCCAGACAUCUUAGCCAAGAAAUUAGCUGCUGCUGAAGGCUUGGAGCCAAAGUAUCGGAUUCAGGAACAAGAAAUCAGUGGAGAGGAGGAUAGUGACCUCUCACCUGAAGAACGAGAAAAAAAGCGACAAUUUGAAAUGAAAAGGAAGCUUCACUACAAUGAAGGACUCAAUAUCAAACUAACCAGACAAUUAAUUUCAAAAGACCUACAUGGUGAUGAUGAAGAUGAAGAAAUGUUAGAGACUGCAGAUGGAGAAAGCAUGAAUACGGAAGAAUCAAAUCAAGGAGCUACUCCAAGUGACCAACAGCAAAACAAAUUACGAAGUUCAUAGAAGAGAUUUGUUCAACACUGCAAUUGUUUGUUAGAUAUAAACCCUGUGACUAUAAUACAUUGCUGCUUGUUCUCCACAAUUCAUGAGUUAAGUACCAAAAUGCAUACCAGUUAUUAUAUAUUGCCAAGAAUUAAAUG
Molecule: messenger RNA, 980 nt
Organism: Pongo pygmaeus (Bornean orangutan)
Lineage: Eukaryota; Metazoa; Chordata; Mammalia; Primates; Hominidae
Gene: PPP1R2B
Product: PPP1R2 family member B
Exons: 3
Coding region: 1-843 (280 amino acids)
Biological process (GO): regulation of signal transduction
Molecular function (GO): protein phosphatase inhibitor activity
Source: RefSeq, a predicted model, not a curated record